CUGGGCACUUACCAAGCUCCCCUCAGUGUACAAUGUUACACUAUUAAUAGAUCCUCCUCUCGAUAUAUUAAAGUCUGGAAGGAGAUAUGAGAAAUGUCCCAGAAUCUGGUCAGGCAGGCCGACGGGGAUGUAUACUUUAAAACACAGACAGGUUUGGAAAUCGCCCCCGUGCAUUAGUUGAACCGGCCGAGAGGAACGGCAGGCGGGAGCAACGGUGCUGUUUACAGGAAAGGCAGCACGACAUCCAGGAUGCCUGGAAGGAGACGAGGCCGAGGUGGCAACGGCCAACAACAACAGGCCCAGCAGAACCAAAGGGGAGGCCCUCGCAGGGCUUUGCGGGAGCCGGCUGCUUUUGCCAAGUCUACAGGUUGUGAAACAGAUACCCCCCAUGAAAAGCUGACAAUUUCCCAAGCACGGAGGGGCACACCAGCUCAUCGUCCGGUGCGAGUCUACGCUGAUGGAAUCUUUGAUCUUUUUCACUCUGGGCACGCUCGAGCUCUGAUGCAGGCCAAAAAUGUGUUUCCCAACACUUAUCUGAUAGUAGGAGUCUGCAGUGAUGAACUCACCCACAAGUUUAAAGGCUACACGGUGAUGACAGAGGAUGAACGCUACGAAGCCCUGAGGCACUGCCGCUACGUUGACGAGGUGGUACGGGACGCUCCCUGGACCCUUACCGCAGAGUUCCUCAAGAGACACAAGAUUGACUUUGUGGCCCAUGAUGAUAUCCCAUACACCUCUGCUGGAUCAGAGGACGUUUAUAAACACAUUAAGGAAGCAGGGAUGUUUGUGGUCACUCAGAGGACAGAGGGCAUCUCCACAUCUGAUCUGAUCACUCGCAUCGUCCGAGACUACGAUAUCUAUGUUCGACGCAACCUGCAAAGAGGAUACACUGCCCGAGAACUAAAUGUUGGAUUCAUUAAUGAGAAGAAGUACCGGCUCCAGAACCAGGUAGACAAGAUGAAAGAGACAGUCCGAACGGUGGAGGAGAAGUCCAAACACUUUGUCUACAGAGUGGAGGAAAAGAGCCAAGACCUCAUCCACAAGUGGGAAGAGAAGUCACGAGAAUUCAUUGGAAACUUCCUGGAGCUUUUUGGACCUGAUGGAGCCUGGCACGCAAUUCAGGAGCGGAGUGGCCGUAUGCUUCAGGCCCUGUCACCCUACUCUUCACCCCGUGGCUCCCCGAGCAGCAGCCCCACCAGACGACGCUCGGUUUCUCCCGACUCCUCCCCUGCAUCUGCCUCUGCCUCCCCGUCUCCCUCCUCUCUCUCCCCUCCUUCUUCUCCAUCCUCCCCCACCUCACCAAAAAAGGGGACACGCCCCUCUCUCAAAUCUGCCUCCACAUACAGUAGACAUGUUCAGUGAAUUCCUCAUAUUAAUGUCAUCUUUACUUGUCCUCUUAGAGGCUAUUGGUCAUUAAUUUGGUACAUAAUAUAUCUAUGGGGGCUAUUAAUAAAAUUAACAAAGAAAGAGGAAGUACUUUAUUGCUAGUUUAUUCAAGUGCAAGUGCAAUAUAUUAUAAUGUACAUAAUGUUUCUUCACUGAAAAUAAAAGGAAAAGAACAUUAAAAUUUA
Molecule: messenger RNA, 1571 nt
Organism: Lates calcarifer (barramundi perch)
Lineage: Eukaryota; Metazoa; Chordata; Actinopteri; Centropomidae
Gene: pcyt1bb
Product: phosphate cytidylyltransferase 1B, choline b
Exons: 9
Coding region: 250-1362 (370 amino acids)
Biological process (GO): CDP-choline pathway
Molecular function (GO): phosphatidylcholine binding; choline-phosphate cytidylyltransferase activity
Source: RefSeq, a predicted model, not a curated record